AUGUCGGAUCUCAGCGAUCGGCCGUCAGAAACCCUCUCUGACCAUGGCAGCAACGGCCUCAAGACGUCCGACGAACAUGACACCGGGCUUCAUUUCAUUGACAACCAUGAUGUCUCUAGUUUCAGCAACCGUGCUGGAAUUGCCAUUGCCAACGGGCUUCCCCUCGAAGACGCAGAUUUAGACGAAGACGAUGAAGAGGAGGUGGAUGAGGACUAUGUCGCUGUUGAUCACGAUGAUAUAAACGAAUUUCCAUACUGGUUUCGUCGCCCACCUGUUCACCACCGCACCAAACUCGAGGAAUUGCACCCCUUCGUACAGGUUUUGACGGAGUCGAACGUGGAUGAUUGUGUGAAUGUGGAAAGUGCUUUCCCGGAACAAGAGCGCUGCAGUCGCGAGAAAUUCCUCUACCGCCUCGGAAGGUGUCCUGAACUCACUCUGGGUCUCUUCACCCUUCCCAUCCUUCAAGAAGGUCAGGCCAAACCUCGUCCAACGCUGGUUGGACAUGUCGUUGCUACUCGGACCUCGGGGCCUCGCGUGACAGAUGCUUCCAUGCUGCUCCCGCCCAAGUGGCAGACCGAGCGGAUGACCAUCGAGAAUGGAGAAACCCUCGGUCAUGAUGAGUACGGUGCUACAAUCGUUAUUCAUUCCCUUGCGGUUCUGCCCGAACAUCAGGGAAAGCAGGUCGCCAGCACUUUGAUGAAGGCGUAUAUCCAGCGCAUUAAGGAAGCGGCUAUUGCGGAGCGCAUUGCGCUUAUCUCCCACGACAACUUGAUUCCAUUCUACGAGUCGCUUGGGUUCGAGAACACUGGUCCUAGCAAUUGUAAAUUCGGUGGCGGUGGUUGGUAUGAUUUAGUUAUGGAGUUUAUUCAAGAAUAA
This is a messenger RNA of Aspergillus wentii DTO 134E9, 876 nucleotides long. Its product is annotated as polyamine acetyltransferase. Gene Ontology annotation, cellular component: cytoplasm. NCBI's taxonomy places the organism in Eukaryota, Fungi, Ascomycota, Eurotiomycetes, Eurotiales, Aspergillaceae. Bases 1 to 876 code for a protein of 291 amino acids. The record is from RefSeq and is a predicted model, not a curated record. Gene Ontology annotation, molecular function: aralkylamine N-acetyltransferase activity. The transcript is spliced from 3 exons.